UAUGUCAUUAAACGUCACCUGCAAAUCCACAUAAGCUUUUCCAUGUAGAUAAAUUGAAGAUAUCCAAAUUAUGAUUCUCAAUAUAAUUUAGAAAUCAAUUAUACUAUUGAGAAAACUAUUUAAACUAAGCCAUACAAUACAAUAAUAAUGAAGGGUCUACUUGUAGUACUAUUAAGUUUAGGACUUGUGCAAUACACACUAACGAAUGAAUUAACUUUUGAAUUGCCGGAUAGUGCCAAAGAAUGCUUUUACGAAGAAAUUCAAAAGAAUACUAGUUGUGUUUUGGAAUUUCAAGUAGUCACCGGAGGCCAGUAUGACGUCGACGUUUCCCUGGAAGAUCCCAAAGGAAACGUAUUGUAUAAACAAGUUAGAAUGCAGUUCGAUUCCCAUAGUUUCGUAGCACAAACGUACGGUAUAUACAAAGUUUGCUUCAGCAAUGAAUUCUCUACGUUUUCCCAUAAACUCGUAUACAUGGAUUUCCAAGUUGGGGACGAACAGCCAUUGCCUGGCAUUGGCGAACACGCCACUGUACUAACACAGAUGGAAUCGUCUGCUCAGGAAAUUCACAAAUCUCUUAGUACAAUAUUGGAUUAUCAGACUCAUCAUCGUCUGAGAGAGGCGCAAGGUAGAAAACGUGCAGAGGAAUUGAACGAACGUGUGUUGUGGUGGUCAAUUAUGGAAACUUUGGCCGUUAUAACUUGCGCUUUUGCACAAGUGUUUGUUUUAAAGAACUUUUUCACUGAUAAGAAGCCUUACACUCAGUUUAAAUAAAUUCGAUCGGCGUUAUGGUCUUUAAUACAUGUAUUUUAAACGGUUUUUGGAAGAUAAAUUACACCUUGAAAGUACAACGUAAAUAAGAUUUUCGACACAGUUCCUGUUUUGCUAAUUUUUGUAAUUUUAUAUGUAUUAAAGACGGUUAAUAUUGAGUGAAACAUCCGCUGUGUAGAUAAAACUUUUAGAUUGAAAUUUUACAUUGUACAUAACACGGACGAUUUUGUCACUAAAUUUUUUCUUGCUGCAGAACAUAAAUUAUCCCAUUCCAUUCUCGUUAUUUUUGUUUUGAAAAAUAAUUUAUAAUUUAAUAAAAUGACUAUAAAAAUA
Phyllotreta striolata is the source of this 1101-nucleotide messenger RNA. Lineage: Eukaryota; Metazoa; Arthropoda; Insecta; Coleoptera; Chrysomelidae. The record is from the annotation of a GenBank genome assembly.